AUGAUAUUAAUUCAGCGGAUAAUAAUUGGAAUAUGCUUUUUAUCUAAUAUUCAAAUGAUUAAUUCAAUCUUAUGCUAUCAAUGUACAGAUUGUCCAGAACCAUUUGAGGAAGGUUAUCCAUAUGUCACUAUAACAAACAAUACAAAUUUUCUUGCACAAUGCACUAAAACAGUUAUGAAUUUAGGUAAUGGUCAAAAUUUAGUAUCGAAGGGUUCAGUAUUUUUUUGUCCAAUUGAAACAACAACUGCUAAUACUCGAAUUUAUUGUUGUGGUACUAAUUAUUGUAAUUCAAGUAAUCAUUUCAAUUUAUCAAUAUUUUUAUUUUAUCUAUCAUUUUUUAUUUGGAUACGAACAUAUUUAUAA
This is a messenger RNA of Rotaria socialis, 363 nucleotides long. The record is from the annotation of a GenBank genome assembly. Lineage: Eukaryota; Metazoa; Rotifera; Eurotatoria; Philodinida; Philodinidae.